Exaiptasia diaphana is the source of this 2129-nucleotide messenger RNA. Its product is annotated as prolactin-releasing peptide receptor. Gene Ontology annotation, cellular component: membrane. NCBI's taxonomy places the organism in Eukaryota, Metazoa, Cnidaria, Anthozoa, Actiniaria, Aiptasiidae. Bases 112 to 1146 code for a protein of 344 amino acids. The transcript has 2 exons. Gene Ontology annotation, biological process: G protein-coupled receptor signaling pathway. Gene Ontology annotation, molecular function: neuropeptide Y receptor activity. The record is from RefSeq and is a predicted model, not a curated record.
AGCGAGUGUUUUACGUGUUGUACUGUACGCUAUUUAAGAAAGUUUGAAGGAAAAGUCUCUUCGGUUAGCUGCUAAACCAGCCUCAAAUAUAUAACGACAACUGUGCGCAAAAUGACAGCAAACAUUACUUAUAGUACCGAGGAGAUUGAUAGACUUUUGGUCCCAAUCUAUGUAAUCGUUAUCAUGUUCGGUGUUGCUGGGAACACUAUCGUCCUUGUGGUCAUAAAAUCGACCCGUUCAAUGCACACGACGACAAAUUUUCUUCUUCUUAAYCUCGCCGUGGCAGAUUCACUGACUCUACUGUGGUGCGUGCCUUACAAAGUUCUUAUUUUCGCCUUUGUUCAUCCUUCAGGCGUUGGAGGGAAUAUCUUGUGCAAGUUUUUCACAUCUUACAACGUUACAGUCAUCACUUUAACUGUGUCAAUAUUCACGCUAACUACCUUGUCUGUCGAGCGCUACAGAGCCCUAAUUAACCCGCUUCAAAGGAAAUUUCGGUUGGAUUUGGAAACAGUGCCAUAUGCUAUAGCCGCAAUUUGGAUUGCUUCGGCAGCAUUCAUGGUACCGCUGUUUGUGGUCACGGAGUAUAUCCCAGAAGCAAAAGCCUGUCGCGUUAAGUGGUCGUCCAAAGAACAAGAAGAUCUUUAUAGUUUAUGCAUCAUGGUGUUCAGCAUAUUUACACCAAUUAUGAUAACUGUCGUUUGCUACAUAAGGAUUAUCAAAGGACUGUAUUUCAGCAACACCAUUUGCGCAAUUCCGACAGGGUUACAGCAGCAGUCUGACGUACAAGAAAAAAGGAAAAUUGUAAAAAUUCUCCUUGUUGUUACUGGUGCUUUUGUGAUGUCCUUCCUGCCUUAUGCAUCCUUUCGUAUCGUUGUUGCGUCUGCAGAUGAAAAUGAUCAUGACAAGUACUCGAAACUGCAAAGUUUAAGAGAGAUUUUUAAGUUUAUUUCGUAUGCGUCAUCGUGUUUUAACCCUGUUAUCUACGCUGUUCAAAGCUCAAACUACAGAGAGGCAUGUAAGAGAUUGUUUCUGAAGAAGUGCUGUUGUUUCAAAGGGGCUUCCCUGGAAACAGGUUCAAUGACCAUGGGUCGCUCUAUCACUAACGGAGAGCUCCAAACAGCCCAGCAGUUCUCUGUGGCAAAAUGAAAGGGAAAAAAAUGAUGAAGAACAUAGACAAGAAUAUUUACAAACUCUUAAACCAGUUUGAACAUAGUCAAUAUCCUCAACUUUUAACCAUUGACUAUGGUUUAAAGGAAAUUGGUUUUCAGCACUGUCAUUUUGUGAUCAAAAACAAAUAUAGAAGAUACUUGCUACAGAAUCUCAUUGGCUCAAAAACUAACAGGUAUAAUUUAUAGGUCAACAAAAGUGUUCAAAUAUCAAAAUGGAAAGACAUUUGCAAAUAAUAUUCACCGCGGCCAGAGAGGAGUUUCCGUUGUUGACCAGGCAACUACUUAUGGAUCAAAACACGCAUUCUCUUUAAUUACGCUUUGUCUAAUAGAURAAGUUUGUAAUUUUCGCGUAAUAUAGACCCGUAGUUUAUUCCUUUUUGAGCGUUUUUGCAUGCGCAAAAAAAAYUCCAAUGUAAAUAUCGUAGUUGAUAACGCAUUAUUUGAGAACUGAGAAAUCCGACUAGGCUGUGACAUAUUAAAAGCCUUAGUUUCCGUUGUAAUUAGAUAAGGCAGUAAUUGCUCUCCUUAUCAGGAUGCUACGAUAUUUAAGCCUUUGAAAGAGCUGGUUUAUUAAAUUCAGCCAAUUUAGCUGUAACUAAUGAAGACAGCGAAAUGAGACAAUAUUCCCGCAUUUUUUUUUUUAUUUCUUUAUAAUUUCAUUGUCAUGUAAUGCCCUGACAUAACUAGUGACAAACGAGCGAUAUGAUGCACUAUAGUUGAGUAUCGCGAUCUCUUUUACACUGUGUUUUAUAGCCUCAAUUGUGUGUCAAAUAUGCAGAAAGUGAGAGAAAACUUCAAACGAUUUCAAACUAUAAUAAUAAUAAUAAAUAAUGCGAGAUUUAGUAGACUAAGUGCAACAAGUUCAUAGAUUCCAGCUAAAAUACAAUAAAAAAGUAACAAUAUAGCAAUAAUUAUGGCAUUUAUUCGCAAAUACUAAUAUAUAAUAUAUAMAAUGAAAUA